Ilex paraguariensis (yerba mate) is the source of this 1782-nucleotide messenger RNA. NCBI's taxonomy places the organism in Eukaryota, Viridiplantae, Streptophyta, Magnoliopsida, Aquifoliales, Aquifoliaceae. The record is from the annotation of a GenBank genome assembly.
ACUCGAAUUGAAACAUCUCUCUAACACUAUAAGGCUGCAGUCUCCUGCCAUUGCCCUCUCAUCCCCUCUCUCUCUCUCUCUCUCUCGUUGUCUAAGCUAUCUAUCUCAAUCUCUCUCCACCUAGCAGAGAAAAAAUGGGCAGUGAUGCUCUUGUUCAUGUCUUUCUAGUGUCCUUUCCAGGGCAAGGACAUGUUAACCCUCUACUUAGACUUGGCAAGCGACUUGCUUCCAGAGGUCUGCUUAUCACCUUCUCUGCACCGGAAAGCAUCGGAAAACAAAUGCGAGAAGCCAACAACAUCACCGACGAACCAACUCCGGUAGGUGAUGGCUUCAUCAGGUUCGAAUUCUUCGAAGAUGGAUGGGAUGAAGACGAUCCCAGACGCUACGAUCUUGAUGCCUACAUGCCUCAAAUUGAACUCACUGGAAAGGAGGUACUCCCUCGUAUGAUCAAAAAACAUGAGGAGGAAAAUCGCCCAGUUUCAUGCCUCGUAAACAACCCCUUUAUUCCUUGGGUUUCCGACGUCGCCGAGACUCUUGGCCUCCCCAGUGCCAUGCUCUGGGUGCAAUCUUGUGCUUGCUUAUCAACUUACUACCACUAUUAUCACAAAACAGUGCCUUUUCCUAGUGAAAUCGAACCCGAAAUUGAUGUUCAAUUACCAUCCAUGCCUGUACUGAAAUAUGAUGAAGUACCUAGCUUUUUACACCCUUCAACUCCAUAUCCAUUCUUGAGGAGGGCCAUUUUGGGUCAGUACAAGAACUUGUCAAAACCUUUUUGUAUAUUAAUGGACACAUUUCAAGAGCUUGAACAUGAGGUUAUUGAGUACAUGUCAAAGCUUUGCCCUAUCAAACCCAUUGGCCCAUUAUGUAAGAACCCUAAAGCUAUUAGCUCAGCCAUUCGUGGUGACUUCUUGAAGGCCGACGACUGCGUCGGGUGGCUCGAUUCGAAGCCUCCCUCCUCCGUCGUGUACAUCUCUUUUGGCAGCGUUGUCAGCUUGAAGCAAGGGCAAAUCCAUGAAAUUGCUUAUGGACUUUUGAAAUCAGAAGUCUCCUUCUUGUGGGUCAUGAGGCCACCCCAAAAAGACUCCGGCUUUGAAGCGUCAGUUUUACCAGAUGGGUUCUUGGAAGCCGCAGGUGAUAAGGGAAAGGUGGUGCAAUGGAGUCCACAGGAGCAAGUGCUCAGCCACCCUUCGGUGGCGUGUUUCGUGACACACUGCGGUUGGAACUCAUCGAUGGAGGCAAUUUCCAGUGGCGUGCCCGUGGUGGCGUUUCCUCAAUGGGGUGAUCAAGUUACUGAUGCCAAAUACUUGGUUGACGAGUUCAAAGUUGGAAUUAGAAUGUGUAGGGGUGAGGCUGAGAAUAGGAUAAUACCUAGGGACGAGGUGGAGAAGUGCUUGCGAGAGGCUACCAACGGGCCAAAGGCCGCGGAGAUGAAGGAAAAUGCUUUGAAGUGGAAGAAGGCGGCAGAGGAGGCGGUGGAGGAGGGUGGCUCCUCCGAUCAAAAUAUGAAAGCUUUUGUGGCGGAGGUCAAGAGGUUAAGUGUGAAUGUUUCUAUGAAGAAAGCCAAGGAAUGAGUCUUGUGCCAAUGGUUGAAUGAUACGUUUGGCAAUUUGACUAUAUACGAAAAAACUGCUAUGUUAGGCAACUUCGGCAAUUCAUGUAUAUGUUUUGUUAGUAUUUAUAUAUAGAACUGUAAAAUUCUAUUAGCUUGAAAACAUAAUACUCAUUUUAUGCCUUGAGUGAGAAUUUCGAUUAUCCUAUCUCAAUAGUUUUAUACUAUUUACA